Scutellospora calospora is the source of this 330-nucleotide messenger RNA. NCBI's taxonomy places the organism in Eukaryota, Fungi, Glomeromycota, Glomeromycetes, Diversisporales, Gigasporaceae. The record is from the annotation of a GenBank genome assembly.
AUAUUCGAUCCUCCUUUGAUAGUAAUUAAAAAUCAUAAAGUUUUCAUUAGUCAAUAUUGUGAUUUAUUUUUAAACAUGAUAUGUUUUCAUCAAAAUAAUUAUGAUGAAAAGUCUUACGAAUAUUGGAAGAAAAUAACUGAUGUUUUUAUUAAAGAUAAAAUUAAAGAUGCUAAUUAUAUUAAAUAUACAAUUGAUGAAUGGCAAAAGUUAGAUAAAAAGGAAAAGACAAAGUUUAAAAUUAAAAUACUUUUAUUAAAAUAUGAUGACGAGAUUGGAACAUGGACAAAGAUAUGGGUUGAUAAUUUAUUCAGUUUACGUAAAAAUAAAUGA